GCUUGAUCCAUCAUGGGGGACAUUGAGGAAGGUGCAAAUGUCCAACGACCACCACUGUUGCGUGGACCAAAUUACAAUUUUUGGAAGGGGCGCAUGAGAGCUUUCUUAAAGUCCCAAGGUGGGAGAGUUUGGAGGAGCAUAGAAACUGGAUGGACAGAACCCACAGAGACCAACACAGAAGGAGAGAAGGUGGCAAAAUCCUUUGAGAAAUACUCAAAGGAAGAAGCAACACUGGCUGGAUGCAAUGAUAAGGCACUCAUUGCACUAUUUGGGGCAGUUGAUAGCUCACAGUGCCGACUCAUUUCCAAUUGCACUGAAGCAAAGAAGGCCUGGGAGAUUCUCGAAACCACUCACGAAGGAGAUGAACGAGUAAAAACUGCUAAACUACAUAUUCUUAUGACCAAAUAUGAGAAUCUGCGCAUGGAUGAUAAAGAAAAAAUAGCAGAAUUUCAUGGGAGAGUACUGAGAGCCUUACCCGAGAGCUAUGCAAUGGAUGCCAAAGCUAUUCGCCAAGCACAUGACAUAAAGAACAUGACACUUGAUCAGCUGAUGGGAAAUCUUGAGACCAUUGAGCUUCAAAUGAACGAAGAAAUUAACCAGAAGAAGAGUGUCAAACAGAUUGCAUUCCACAGCCACAAUACUGAAGAAGAAGAUGAUGAUGAGGAUCCAUCAGAUGGAGAUUAUCAAGAACAUUUAUCCCUCAUCACCAAGCAGUUCAAGAAGCAAUGGAUGCAGAAGAAAGGAAGAACAAAUUAUCAAGCUGAAUCUUCAAAGGGGUUUCAAUUUAGAAAUCCAAGGCCAAAGGAGAGCAGGGCCCCAGCUAAUGACUCCAAACGAAGAGGACCUCAAUGCUUUGAAUGUGGGGGAUUUGGGCAUAUACAAUCAGAAUGUGCAAAUAAUCUCAAAAAGAAACGGCAAGCUUUUGUGUCAACAUGGAGCGAUGAAGAAGAUGACUCUGAAGAAGUCCGAGGGAACAACAACUGUGCAUUCACUACUCAAACACAUAAUGAAGAUCCAGACAGCCUCACUAACCGACUUGUGGUGCUGCAGGAAGAGUUGGAUAGCCUUCGUAAAAAUCUUGAUGAAACCAUGCAGCAACUGGAACAGGUUGAAGGUGAAAAGGCAAAUCUAAACUAUGAACUCACUCAACUUAAAAGCUAUCAAAAGUGGAUGAAGAGUGCAGGUGCAGAACAGAUUGAAGACCUCGUAGACAAGUCAAGGUUCUAUGGAGACAGAACUGGCAUUGGUCAUACUCUACCAGAGAGCAGCAAAACACCCCUUGAUUUGUUUGUAACAAGAUCAAAGAUUGCUGCUAAAGAACUGAAAGAAUACAACAGAGACAAGAAGGAAGCAGUCCAGCCUACUCACAUUCAUAUGAUCAGCUCCAGCCCAAGGCAGCAGAUGACUCACUAGAGGUGAAUAACACUGAAAAAAUACC
Molecule: messenger RNA, 1438 nt
Organism: Cuscuta campestris
Lineage: Eukaryota; Viridiplantae; Streptophyta; Magnoliopsida; Solanales; Convolvulaceae
Source: the annotation of a GenBank genome assembly